AUGCCAUCCCCGGAAUCGCUCCCAAGCAAGAUGCGGGAGCUGGUCUAUAACGAAGACAGCCUCGAAGACUACCGGCAGUGGAGGGCCACUCAAGGCGGCGCGAUGAACCCCAUUAUGGAGGUCGAAACCGUCUUUGAUAAGCAGCGGGCCGAAUUUGUCAGGCCGCGACCAAGCAGAGCUCUGCAAGAAUGCCUUGCAUCCUUGGGCGAACCAGAGCUGGUGAGGGACAUCGAGGAAGGGAAAUAUGGCUGGGAUGUCGUCCUCCAAGCCCGCGAUGCGGUCCUCGACAAAAUGGACGGUGCAAGGAAUGCAUACAACCGAGCGGGCAAAAACCCGUUCCGGCGACUGGCGCGAGACGGAGCUACUAUCGUGGCGACGCUACAACCUCUCCUGGACAUGAUUCCGGAUGAGGACGGAUUAAGUGUCUUGAAGGGAGGACUUGGUUUUAUCUUCAAAAUCAUUGAACAACGCGAUACAAACAGAGAAAAGAUCUUUCGCGCUUUCGAAGAUGUGCCGAUGCUUCUGAGUAGGGCACAAGACGCACGCCAAAGCUUCCCCUCCGAGGGCAAGCUCUUGCUUGAAGUUCGGAGGUUUUACGAGGCCUUGCUGGACGAAAUACCGCUCUUGAUCGACUUGCUAUUACAUCGGCACAGACAGAAGUUCCCACUGAGAGUCUUCAAAUAUCUACCGGAACAAGAAGCUAAGGAUAUUGAUGACUCGAUACAUCGGGUGAACGUGGCUUCACGCUCUCUGGACAACUGCAUCACCUCUAUCAGUAACAAGACGCUUUCGGCAACAUAUCAAAGCGCAAAAGAGAAUCUACGACAAACCCAAGCGGUGCGGCGAACUGUGCACACAAACAAUUAUAGGUUGAGCCAGAUUGAGGAGCAGGGGAAUGACGUCAAGACUCAGCUCAGUGAUGUGCAGAAGUCGGUGGUGAAGACGUCGCAAGAGCUCAGCGAGGUCAAGGAACUCAUUCGAGACCAAUUCAGUGCCGUCGCAGACACUGCCUCGCCCAAGAUCGUGUCACAGAUUCAAACAUAUGUGUACUAUGUCGUUGUGGAGAACGAUUAUGCACGAGGCAUGUAUUGUGUGACGGGCGUUCCGCCACCAUAUACUCCUAGCCCACUCCUGCCAGCUACCUUUCUCAUGACAACGGAUCAACUUCUGAACGAACUAAAUGUAACCCCCCUAGGUCCUACCGAGGACUUGCAAACCGUACUGGCCCAGAGCAAAAGCAUGGAGAUAGAAGCGCUGGGGAGAGGCCGGUGGCUCAUGGUCGAAGAGGGCUUCAAGAAGUGGCUGUCUCCCGGGCAAACCGAAUGUCUGCUCGUUGACGGACAUUGUAAUGGACUGAGCAUCCGCCGCUGUUCCCCGCUAUCCGUAUUCUGCGCCUCUUUAACGGUUGCCAUGGCCCGAGCACCCUCGACCGUGUCUCUCGCGUACUUUUGCGGCGAGCAUUUCGCGGAUGACGACGACCUCGCGGGCCCGGCAGGCAUCCUCCGCAGCUUGGUCACCCAGUUGCUUCAAUAUCCAGACCUACCAGAACCGCACCUUGAAUUCAUCGACCCAGACUUCUUCAAGCGCAUCUCGGGGUACAACGUGUCCUCGUUAUGCACCCUCCUCCAUCUACUAAUCAGGCAGAUUGAGCGCGGCACGACUGUCUACUGCAUGAUCGACAACAUCUCCGAGCUGGAGGGUACCUUCAAUGAGUGGGCAGAUGACUCGCAGCUCAUGGUCGAAGGACUCUUGGACAUAGUCGAGGAUCCGCGCGUGCAUGCCACGUUCAAGCUCCUGAUGACCUGUGAGAUAAGGAGCACGGAAGUGAUGAACUACAUAGCCGCGGACAACCACGUGGCUCUGAGAGCGGGAAACAUACACAGUCGACCCAUGAUGCUGACAGCUUUCUCUGAUGACCUGCUGGAUACCGUGGGGCCUGAUGGCCGCCGACAUGAUGAUUUUGAUGGUGACGGGCCUGCGAGCCCGGGAUCGAGUCCCAUCCGGCCCAAGAGUGCUGCCGAGUGA
Messenger RNA from Thyridium curvatum, 2025 nucleotides. RefSeq lists its product as uncharacterized. The transcript is spliced from 5 exons. The record is from RefSeq and is a predicted model, not a curated record. Lineage: Eukaryota; Fungi; Ascomycota; Sordariomycetes; Thyridiales; Thyridiaceae. Bases 1 to 2025 code for a protein of 674 amino acids.